AAAAAAUUUCUGUCUGCUUUUCAUAACGAUAGUCCGCAAUUUAUGAGAGCCCUAUAAUCGUACAACGUUGAUAGCGAGGCAUUCAUUUUGGACAACGCCCUUACAGGAGUUUGUCCUUGCUAGUUGUCGAUUGAUAAAGGUUCUUGAUGGCAGAAGAGCAGGCUAACGUGAUUGCGACCAUAACGGAAAACCGUGCUGGCAUUGUUAUCACUUUCACAAAUUUCGUCCAACGUGACUUGAGACUGGAAUGCAAUGUUGACGGAAGAUUACUACCGGAUCACGGGUUUCAUAUUGAACCCGACGAUAGAAUUCGUUUGGAGUUCAGGACUCUGGACGGCAAUAUGCAAACUCAAUACGAAUAUCGGAACGUCGCCGUCGCAGGUCAGCAAAUAUUGCGACAUUCUCCAUUUCCGAUCCCAGUUGCCGUGAUAAGAAGAGACAGUUACCAUCUAAUGAGAUUUAGUAUCCUCAUUAACGACGUGGAAAUCAACGGCGGCCCUGUCCAGCUGCGCCCACUCGGAGAACAAAACAGAUUACUGGGCGGCGAUCACAAUUUCUUUAUUGAAAAUUUCCAAAGCACGAAUGCAUUCUUUGGAUCAACUUGCCAAAGUGUGGCUCCGUCGAAUCAAAUGAUUCCAGACGAGGAUGGAAAUGCGAGUGGUUGGUCGGGGGGUUCGGGUUCAAUACGACCUCCUUAAAAGACUUUUUUUAUCUGCCUACAUCAACGUUAUACAAGGAGAUUUCCUGUUAUACAAGACCAGUCUAAUGUACGCCUCUGGAUUGGUGACGGCUUCCGGUAUUAACUCUUGUUUUUGUCUCACCACUAACUUCAUGAUAUGUUUCCUUUGAUUCUGUAAACACAGAAUCGAAGGAAACAUAUCAUGAAAUUAGUGGCGAGGCUACCGAACUUCUUUUCGUGCAAGAUUUCUUGCAUUUGCAUAAUGUAUACAAUGCGUUCAUACAAAGUUGAUGGCACCGUGGGGUGAUCUGGUGCCAUCAACUUUGUAUGAGCACAUUUUAUAUUAUACAAAUACAAGGAAGUCUGCACAGAGUUGCUAAUUUAACAAGAGCUAUUUGAGUGAAGCCUUCACCAAUCCAAAGGCAUAUACUAUGCCAGUCUUUUAUAACAAGAAAUCCACUUGUAUAACGUUAAUGUAGACGCAAUCAACGAGUUACGUUGCUUUUGUAGUCUAUAUUAGACUAUUUAUUGAUUCAAUGCUCAAUCUAGAAGCGUUCAAAGUGUAUUUCCUCGUUUUAGUGGAUAUACUUGUUGAUAUUAUCUAUUGUCUAUUUGAUCAAUCUUACCUACGUCUUUUAUAUUGUCUCUUUUGUCAUUUCUAUACCAAAAUCUAUUUUUGUAUCAAUUUAUUUUUAUUAUUAAUUUGUGCUGCUAUUUAUUAUUGUAUCUUUUUUACUGUCUUUCUA
Styela clava is the source of this 1425-nucleotide messenger RNA. RefSeq lists its product as uncharacterized. NCBI's taxonomy places the organism in Eukaryota, Metazoa, Chordata, Ascidiacea, Stolidobranchia, Styelidae. The record is from RefSeq and is a predicted model, not a curated record.